Molecule: messenger RNA, 1848 nt
Organism: Macrobrachium nipponense
Lineage: Eukaryota; Metazoa; Arthropoda; Malacostraca; Decapoda; Palaemonidae
Exons: 10
Coding region: 251-1603 (450 amino acids)
Source: RefSeq, a predicted model, not a curated record
CAAGUGACCCAGUUUUAUGUAGACGAUAACGACGGAAUUCGUGAGUUAUUCGGGCUUCUUUCAUCCUUGUAACAACCUUUUCCGGCCAUUGUAAACAAGUCGAUUUGUGCUCUUAACUCCUAAGAGGAGUAUUCUAGUAGUGGCGAGAAUUAGAACUGAAGCCUUUUUUCAAGAAGGAAUAACUACUAGGUAGCCUAUAUCUUUUGCUCAUUUAGCCUAUUUAGUGUGGAACACUAGUCCAACGACCUCAAUGGCUUCUGGAGGAGGACAGGCUAAUUUCGAAGGGAAUGAUAGUCUCCAGGCAGGAAGGAGUGAUGUAUCUAAAAGCACUGAUCGUCGUUAUAACCAGGUUGUUCAGGAGUAUAUGAAGAGAAAUCUAUUGAAGUCUGACUCUGAACGCAGUAGUAUCUCACCAUCACAAGUAUUGUCACUGCACGCUGAUAAAGCAGGCCCUAAUGAAGGAUCUUAUGUAAGUUGGGAAUGCCCUGAUACUCCUCAGUCCCAGAAAUUUGCAGCAUCAAAGGACCGAGGCUCAGAAACUGGAACCCCUCUUUAUUCAUUUAUUGAUGACCCAGACCCUGCCAAUUUUCAUUCUCUGGAUUCUAAGAUGACCUCUACAGCACAGUCCGUUAGGAAUCCUACAGGUGGCUUUCAGUUUGGUUCUGAUAAUAGCAAGGCUUCAUUUACAUUUGAAGAUGCAUUUCAAAACACAGAUCCUUUUUCACCCUGUGCAGAAAAUGUUGUUUCUCUCUCAUUUUGUUCUCUGCCAUCACCUGAAGAGCUUGAGAUGAAAACGCCACACAGUGAUAAUAACCAGUCACCAGCAUCAGGAGGUGCUCCAAAGGACAGUGGGAAGAGAAUUUCCCCUCCAAAACUGGCUUUUGUUUUUCCCAGCCCAAAUAAGAAUAAGCCAAGUAAGCAAGGCCCAGUCAUGACUACAUUUUCAAAAUUAGAUGAUGUAAAGGAAAAUGAAGAUAAUUCUCCUCUACCUCUUGGUACUCCUACAGAAUCCCAAGAUAGUUCUGUCAGCCAUCACACACCCAGCAUUUGGGUUACUAAUGUCAGGGGAUCAUCACACAAUUUGUUAGGUGGACCUGCAAAAACAGAGAAUUCGCCUCGCAGAAUUCAAUCUUGGACUGGGGAGCCCACCCCAUCAGAUGAAAAGAAGUCAAGGAUGAAACAAUAUGAAAGAAGAGCACUGUCAGAGUCAGUGUAUCCCCCUGAGGAGUCAAAUAGAAAAAGUUACACUUUUCAUCCGUCACCUAUUUCUUCAAAUGAAAAAAGAGCUCAUUCUUUUGACACUUCCAAUACCACAAUGCAUAUGCUGCAUUCACCUUCACCUUCACCAAAUUAUUUUGCGUCCGAGGAUUUGUAUUACAACCAUGAUAAAACAGACUAUGAGAGAAAACUUGACCGCCAAGAGAGAAUUGGCUGGUGUCUAAUCAUUUUUGGAAUUUCUAUACUAAUAAGUGCUGUCAUUGUUAUUCUCGUCAUAGAAAUUCCAGCCCAUGAUUUUGAAGAGGAGGAAUUUGAGCCUGACAGCAAAUCAUUCUUUGAUUACAUGGAGAAUGUUCAAGAGGAUGUGUUGUCAGCACUUCAGUAAUUUUUAAGGUGAGCUCUGUGUAGCAGUAGACAAGAGAAAGGAACAAGUUUUUAUUUAUUUUGUUAUGGAUUGAAAUACUGACGAUUGUGUCUAUAUGUAAUAUUGGAUAACUUAUGUUGUUUUUUUGGGUGAGAUAUACUGUAUUUAAAACAAUGUGUAGUGAUAUACUACCCUUCUGUAAUUAUUUUGUUAAUGUGUAGAGAGAGUUUUUUUCUUAUGCAAAAUAUAAAGUUUUGAGACUUUGA